UGUUGCAGUGGGUGUGGACAUAGGGAGCAUAGGAGUCUGAUGGGCUGGCAUUAACUGCUCACUGUGUGGGUCGGCUCCAAGGGGGAAACACACACACAAGCACGCUGGAAUUUUCCCUUCACUGGACGAACAGACGAGCUUCAUGGUGGCUGCGAUACAUCCUGUCGUAUAACAAGUGAGAGUAAACUGGAAUAGGAGAGGACUCUAUCCCUGUGAACGGUGGCUUGUUUUGACUGACAGCACAAUGGAGGCAAAUGGCACAGCUGGUAAAUAUGGUCUGGAGGGAGAUUCGGAUCUCCACUUCCUGCUGAUCGGCGGGACCCUGGUCAAGGUUCGCUCGACCCACUGGAAGAAGAUCCGCUUCUUCCGACUGCAAGAGGACUGCAAGACCCUGUGGCACGAGUCCCAUAAAAUGUUCAAGAAGAAUCAAACAUUCACCAUUGACGACAUUGAUUCGGUGCGCAUGGGCCGACAGUCUGAGGGGCUUAAUAAACACACCGACCCCAGUGAGGAGGAGCGGUGCUUCUCCAUCAUCUUCAAGGGUCGCAAGAAAAACCUUGACCUGAUGGCGCUCAGUGGGCCGGAGGCGAAACAGUGGGUCAGCGGACUGAACAAGAUCAUCAGCAACAUGCACAACCUCAGCCGCCAGCAGAAGAGCGAGCACUGGAUCCUCAACUGCAUGCGGAAAGCAGACAAGAACGAGGACAGCAAGAUGACCCUGAAGGAGCUGAAGCACUUUCUGCGACAGGUCAACGUUGAAGUUGACGAUGUUUACGCGGAGGACAUUUUCAAGACGUGUGACAAGUCCAAUUCAGGAUCGCUUGAAGGCGCCGAGAUCAAGCACUUCUACGACCUACUCACGAAACGGGAGGAGAUCGAUGUGAUUUAUGGGAAUUGCGCUCAAACCGAGGGUCAGAUGAGCGCCAAAGACCUUAUGAACUUCCUGCGGAACGAGCAGAGGGAGCAGGCGACCAUGGAGGACGCGUACAGGCUGAUCGAGAAAUACGAGGUGGAUGCAACAGCGAAACAGAUGAAGCAAAUGACAAAAGACGGUUUCCUGAUGUACCUGCACCUGGAGGAGGGAUCCAUCUUCAAUCCGGCCCACAAACAUGUGUACCAGGACAUGAGCCAGCCCCUCAACCAUUAUUACAUCUCGUCCUCACACAACACAUACCUGAUGGAAGACCAACUGAAAGGACCCAGCAGCACGGAGGCCUACAUAAAAGCUCUCAUGAAGAGCUGCCGCUGUGUGGAGCUGGACUGCUGGGACGGGGCAAACGGCGAGCCUGUUAUUUAUCACGGCUACACGCUCACCUCCAAAGUUAUCUUCAGAGACGUCAUCAAAGCGAUCAAAGACUACGCCUUCAAGACGUCUGACUACCCAGUGAUCCUGUCCCUGGAGAACCACUGCACCGUGGACCAACAGAGGCUCAUGGCCCAUCACCUGAUCUCCAUCCUGGGCGACGCUUUGGUCACCAAGCCUCUGAGCAGCACCAUGCCCACCAACUUCCCCUCACCUGAGGAGCUGAAGGGCAAGUUCCUCGUCAAGGGAAAACGAAUGAACAAGCUGGACGCUGCCUUCACCAACACCAGCACCAUAGAAGAAGACACCGUGUCUGAGGAGGAUGAGGCGGCAGAUUGUAAGGUGAACGGACAAAAGGCCAAAUCAAAGAAAUCAAAGAUCAAACUUGCCAAAGAGCUCUCAGACAUCGUCAUCUACUGUAAGAGCGUCCAUUUUAACGGCUUCGAGCACGCCAAAGAGAACCAGGCCUUCUACGAGAUGUCGUCCUUAAAGGAGAGUAAAGCGUUCAACCUGGCUGAUACCUCAGCUACUGCCUUCAUGCAUCACAACAUGGACAAACUCAGCAGGAUCUACCCGGCCGGCUCCAGAACCGACUCCUCCAACUACAACCCUGUGCCCAUGUGGAACGUUGGCUGCCAGAUCGUGGCGUUGAACUUCCAGAACACCUCAAAGGAGAUGCACAUAAACCAGGGACGGUUUCUGCAGAACGGCCUUUGCGGCUACGUCCUGAAACCCGAAUUCCAGAGAAGUCUGUCCUCUCAGUUUGACCCCAACACGCUGACCACAGGGCCCGGGCUGAAGAAGAAGAACUUUCACGUCAUGGUCAUCACAGCUCAGCAGUUACCCAAAAUCAAUAAGGACAAACACAAAUCCAUUGUGGACCCUCUGGUCAGAGUGGAGAUCUUCGGUGUACCAGCAGACUGCGCCAGCAAGGAGACACACUACAUUGACAACAAUGGUUUCAACCCCAUGUGGAACGAAAGCUUUCUGUUUAACAUCCAAGUGCCAGAUCUGGCCAUGGUGCAGUUUGUGGUGGAGGACUAUGACUCAACAUCCCAGAAUGAUCUCAUCGGGCAGUACUGUCUACCGCUCACCAGUGUGCAGAACGGCUACCGCCACGUCCCGUUGUUCACCAAGAGAGGUGACGUCAUUUGCUCCGCCGGACUGUUUGUGCAUCUCAUGCUCGUGGACGCCCCCUAGACUCGCAUGUGGAAAGACAAGCUUCACGCCAGGAACAGUUUCUUUUUUUCCUGUUUUUUUUUUGUCCUCCAAGUAAAAGCGGCGGACUCCCAACUGUCUGUAACAUUUUUCCUGUUUAUUGUGUAAUUUAAGCUGUAUAAAUAGUGUUUGAUAGAAAAGUAAGAAUGAAUGAAAGUGUGUAUGAAAGAGCAGUGAAGGAACUAAUUUAAAGAAAAACAUGAAUUUGUUUAUUAUAUACAGUCCCUGACAAAAGUCUUGUCGCUUGGAUACAAGUUGACCUUAAGUGCCGCUCAAUUAAUUUGUAAUACAUUUUUUUUUACAAGAAAUGGCUAAUUUCAAUCCCAACAGCUUUUGAAAUAAUGUUUUGGUGCCAAACGAAACAGCGCCUUGUGAUAUGAUGCACCCAAUCCUAGAUUACAGCCUCAACUGUGAUCAAUAAUUGAUCAAUCAAUUAGUGGGUGUGUAUAAAAAGAACCCCAGCACACCAGACCUUCACAUCAACUGCAACUUGACCUCUGACAACAUGCCUAAGAUUCACCCUGAGACCAAAGCGUUGAUUAUCAAGAGGCUGAAGACCACAUCCACUGCUGAGGUGGCUGACACCUUCAAUGUGUCUCAGCGUCAAGUACAAAGAAUAAGAAAAAGAUUUGAAGAGACUGGAGAUGUUUUUGACAAGCCCAGGUCCGGCAGACCCCGCAAGACAACUGCUCGGGAGGACCGUUUGUUGGCUCGAAAAUCCAAGGCCAGCCCCUUUCCCACUGCAGCCGAGCUCCACCAGGCCUGGUCACCUCAAGUCCCUGUGUCAACCAGGAAAAUUUGUAGAAUUCUGUCUCGAAAUGGCUUCCAUGGUCGAAUCAGUGCCCAGAAACCAGUACUAAACAAAAGACAAUUAAAAAAACGUGUGGCAUUUGCCAAGGCCCACAGCCUGCUAAAAGGAUGGACGCUGGAAAAGUGGCAAAAGGUGGAUUUCUCAGAUGAAUCUUCGGUUGAAUUACAUCACAGCCGCCGCAAAUAUUGCAGGAGACCUACUGGAGCCCGCAAGGAUCCGAGAUUCACUCAGAAAACAGUUAAGUUUGGUGGCGGAAAAAUCAUGGUCUGGGGUUACAUCCAGUGUGGGGGUGUGCAAAAGAUUUGCAGGUUGGAAGGAAAUAUCAAUAGCCUAAAAUAUCAAGAAGUAUUAGCUACCUCUUACAUUCCCAACCAUAAAAGGGGUCAAAUUUUGCAGCAGGAUGGUGCUCCAUCGCAUACUUACAUCUCUACAUCAAAGUUCCUCAAGGCGAAGAAGAUCAAGGUGCUCCAGGACUGGCCAGCCCAGUCACGAGACAUGAACAUCAUUGAGAAUGUCUGGGGUAGAAUGAAAGAGGAAGCAUGGAAGACGAAACCAAAGAAUCUUGAUGAACUCUAGGAGGCAUCUAAGACUGCUUUCUUUGCUAUUCCUGAUGAGUUCAUCAAUAAAUUGUAUGAAUCAUUGUCGAACCGCAUGGAUAAAUUUCUUCAAGCUCAUGGAAGUCAUACAAGAAAUUAAAUAUGGAUCUCACAGCACCACUACUUAAUUCACUGAUGCUAUGCAACAUAUUUUUCUAUUUGAAGUAAAUUAUUUGUUAAAUUUUCACAUUACCAUCUGUAGGCAACAAAACUUUUGUCUUGCCAAAAUCUGACCUUUCUGUGUUCAUUAAAUGAUCAAUCUUUCUUCAGUGACGCAAAUUUAUUUUAGUAUAUUAAACAUAAUUUGGGAGGGUUUUAGCUUUCAUAUGAGCCAUUUCUAAAACCAAUGGAUUAAUUAAAAGUCAGGUUAUAAGCUGUUGUUUCUACUAGAUGAAUAAGUGACAAGACUUUUGUCAGGGACUGUAUAUAAAUAUAUAUAUAUAUUAUAUGAUGAUAUUAAUUGAUGAAGAGUGAUACUGAUAGUCAGACUUCAUAUCUCCUGUCAUUCAUACAGGCCAUAAAUCAAUGAAACAGUGCUUUUUAGAGCAGCAAAACAAGCGAUCAACUGUUUAUACAGAACUUGAGGACAAAUCUUUAUCUAAAUGAUCUCAGAUUUAUUUCUACAGUGAUGUUGGCCUCCGGAGUCUGUAGCAGCAGUAUGUCAAAGGGAACUGUUCUUUUAUCAGUGUGAUUAAUAUUUCUUUCUAAAGAACUAAAUGCUUCAUAACUUCCUCUUUUUGAUCGUUGGUAUGAAGAGGGUAAUUACCGUGUGAUAAAUAAAUCUGCUCCGGACAUAUUGACAAAAGGUAUUUUAAAAUCAAAUUAAUUUGUAUUUUUUUAUCCCCUCAUGUACCAGAGCUGUUUUCCCCGCAUGACAAAUCUCUGACUGUCAGUGUAUUCAUUAUCUCACCUGCAUUUGCACUAGAUCUCAAAUAAAAACUGAUGGUCUCGGA
This is a messenger RNA of Pleuronectes platessa (European plaice), 4881 nucleotides long. It is a transcript of the gene plcd1a, whose product is annotated as phospholipase C, delta 1a. Bases 245 to 2503 code for a protein of 752 amino acids. The record is from RefSeq and is a predicted model, not a curated record. The transcript is spliced from 15 exons. Gene Ontology annotation, molecular function: calcium ion binding; phosphatidylinositol-4,5-bisphosphate phospholipase C activity. Lineage: Eukaryota; Metazoa; Chordata; Actinopteri; Pleuronectiformes; Pleuronectidae. Gene Ontology annotation, biological process: phosphatidylinositol-mediated signaling; lipid metabolic process.